UUCCAGGUUCUGGUUAAUGUAUCAUUAAAACAAAAAAAUAACAUUAAGCAAAACUGGAUUUUACUAAAUUAGGCUUAUGUUAUUACAGAUGAUGGAAUGUAUUCCUUACAAGUUUUAGAGUAAACUUCACAGACAGUUCAAGUGUGGAACUCACCUCGGUGCCAGAGGUGGCAGGAUGGAGGGCAAAAGGCCUGCUUCACCUGACCCAGAUGCUGAGAUUGGGGUGAAGCGAGUCAGACAAAAAGAAGGAGAAGACAGCGUAGGGGAUAAUACCAGCAAUAAUAACAACAGAUAUUUCACAAACGCACUUCAUGCCUACACCCUGAGGUGUCUUGAUCUACAAUCAUUAGCAGCAAGUCCAGGUGGUGAUCAGCUGGACGGAACAAACAGUUCUUCUCCAGUUACCACCAACCAACCAGCACCACCACCACCAUCCACAGCAACAGCGGCGGCAGCAGCAGCAACAGCAGCUGUUCCUCAACCAAUCGUACACACCUGCUCUGUGAACACGUUGGAUAAUUCUAGCAUCACAGUGUCGAGUACCUUGCACCAAACCACUAACUCUGCUUCGACACAGCUUACACCAAAUGGUACCACAGAUGGUGUUCUUGGUGCCCUCUCAUCGUCAGCUGGAGAUUCAACAACGUUUGGUGGCAGUACUGACCCUUGGGUGAUGUCUGGAGUGCCAACUCCAACAGCAAUUAAGACAGAACCUAACACAGAUCCCGGGCCAUCAGAUUCUCCCUACCCAGCAACCACUGCUUCUGGGGACAAUCUGGAAAACUUCUCAGGUGAUCCUAGUAAAAGUUCCACAGAAUAUCAGAAUUCAAAUUAUCCACCAAAUUAUUUCAACAGUAAUUCUUACUCCCAUAUCUUGUCUGCACCGGCAUCACAAGCCAACAACAUGCAGACCUACACCAGCCAGCUUGGUUUCCAGAACGCAAGCUAUUACCCCCAGCCAGGCCCCAGUCCAUAUCAGAUGUUACAGUCUCCAUAUCAAGUAUCAGAUACAGUGAAAUUGAAGACAACCAAUAGUCAGAUGCCAAACCCCAGCUACUUACCGAGCGGUGGUUACUUAGGAUCCGGUUCGGGACCAUUUUCUCAGUCGGGACAAAGUCCAUAUAUGUGCGGCUCUGGAUCCAGUAUCACCAAUCCAACAUCAGCACUCGGCUAUACUUCACAACAGAAUUUAGAUGCUUAUUCUACAUACCAAGGGUACCAGCCUAGCUAUUACGGUGGCUAUGGGUUCAUAAGCAACCAGUCCGUAGUGGGAGUGACGACACCAACAACAGUGCCUUCAAACACACCCACUUACCAACUGGUGGAGUUACCACAACCUCAGAAUGUCCGAGUGGACUCCGAUCACUUCCCUAUAGUGGGUGAAUUUAAAGGGAUGUUGGUCGCGGAGGAAUCAGAGAUUGAAAAUCAUCCCAUCAAUGGUGAAAAUUCCCAAAACACAUUUACAAGUCCUUCACCUCCUUUAAAAACAGAAGCAAACGGCAAUACUCGGCGACCCAGACCACCUCGAGGUGGUCGUCGACAAAAUAACCCUUCUCCUGGACCAGAAUCUGAUUUAGAGAGGGUCUUCGUAUGGGAUUUGGACGAAACCAUUAUCAUUUUCCACUCUCUUCUCACAAGUACAUAUGCACAAAGAUAUGGAAAGGAUCCUCCUAGCUCUGUGUCUUUAGGAUUAAGAAUGGAGGAAAUGAUAUUCAACUUGGCAGAUACUCACUUAUUCUUCAAUGAUCUAGAAGAAUGUGAUCAAGUUCAUAUAGAUGAUGUGUCAUCUGAUGAUAACGGACAGGACCUUAGUUCAUAUAACUUUGCAACUGAUGGUUUCCAUGCAGCCACCACCAAUGCAAAUCUGUGUAUAGCCACUGGUGUUCGCGGAGGAGUCGACUGGAUGCGGAAGCUCGCCUUUCGGUACCGACGGAUAAAGGAGAUAUACAAUAGUUACAGAAAUAAUGUAGGAGGUUUAUUAGGUCCGCAGAAACGGGAACAGUGGCUUCAAUUGAGGCAAGAAAUUGAAAACAUCACAGACAGUUGGCUAACAAUGGCAUUGAAAUCUCUCAACAUAAUCAACACCAGAUCUAACUGUGUAAAUGUGUUAGUGACAACCACUCAGCUUGUGCCUGCAUUAGCUAAGGUGUUGCUUUAUGGUCUGGGAGGAGUUUUCUCAAUUGAAAACAUAUACAGUGCAACAAAAAUAGGAAAAGAAAGCUGUUUUGAAAGAAUAGUAUCUCGAUUUGGGCGGAAGUGUACCUACGUUGUCGUUGGUGAUGGUCGGGAUGAAGAAGCUGCUGCUAAACAGAUGAACUGGCCAUUUUGGCGGAUCUCGAACCAUUCCGAUCUGGCAGCCCUGCACCAUGCUCUGGAACUCAGUUACCUCUAGCAACUUGGUUCCAGGAAGUGGGGUGGGUGGGUGAUUGGGCAGGUGCAGGAGGGGGGGUUGUUCCUUCACCACAAACCAGCAGCUUUGCAGCCUUGACUCCUGCUGCUGCUGCCGCCAGCACUACCAUUCACGACAGUAUCAGCAGCAGCAGCUCUUCUCCCCACUACCCAUUUACCCUCGCCCCACCCCCUCUCCAUGCGACCCAUCUCUACGCCCCCAAGUCCAUCAGAUUUGCUCACAACUUCACCCCUCCCCCACAUCCUUUUUAUCAUCUCAUACACUUCCUACCACCAUUCUUGUCCUCUCGUGGCCUCCCCCUCAACAUCUCCCCCACCAUCAUUGCACUCCUUUUUUUUUUUUUGUUCUUCUCUUUCUCAUGAUAAAUUGUUUUAGAGUAUGUGUUAUAUAUCAUUUAAUAACAACAGGGUUUAUUUUUAUGUGAGCGACUUUAAGUUUCAUGGUACGAUGGUGCAGUAUUCAGAGGAACUUGUAUAGCACACUGUGUCCUAUGAAUAGAAAUACAAAUCACAAAUCCUGUUUCUAUUAAAUGAUAUUUAUCUUUCACUGGAUUGAGUACUUUUUCAUUGAUCCCAACCAACAAACAAACAACAUAUGUGUAUUUGAUAAAUAUAUAUAUAUGUACAUACAUACAUACAACCACAUGCAUGGUGACCAUAGCACAUAUUCCAACAUCUUUUACCCUUAGCAGUAAACUGUCAACAAAACUAUGUUGGAUGAUAAACUUAUUAUUAUUAUUAAUUUUAAUAUGUAAGCCGACAGAAUCAUUAGUGCUGCAGAACAAAUUGCUUUGUACCAAUUUUUCUGCGUUCAAAGUCUGCCAAUGUUGACUUGGCUUAUCAUUCUCUCGGGGAAGCGGGGGCAGUUGAUAAGAUAAAGUACCAGUGAUGUUCUGUGGUUGAUGUAAUCGACUUGCCUUCUCCUUUCGAAUUGCUGACCCUAAGGUAGAAUUUAGGGAGAAUUAUUUUGCUUAAGUUCAACUUUGCUUGGACUUAAUGUACAUUGAGUUCAUUAAUGAACUCAGAUUAUAUGCGUCCAACUUGCUCACAAUUCUGCCAGCUUGUUAAGAAUAAUAACAAUAACUAUUAUUAAUAAUAAUAGUUAUUAUCUGGCAAAAACCCAAGGUAGCUAAAUUUUUAAAAUUUAUUUUGUUGGUGGGGAAAGAGGUGCAUUGAGAGGGUUGAUUAGAUUUAGAAAAGAAAAACAAGGAGAUAUAUAAUAUACAUACAUUUGUAUACAUGCACCCACAUAUACACGAGGGAUGACCAUAUCAUAUAUUCCAUCAUUUUUGGUCUUAGCAGUAAUCUAAUAUCAACAAAACUAUGUUCUAAAUUUCAAACCCCGAAGAAUUUGAAGAUCAUAAAGAGGAACAUGUAAAUAACAAAAUAGGGCAUUGUAUCCAAAAUUCUGCUAUUUUAACAUUUCUCCAAUAAAAAUAAUAAUGGGUAUUUUUGUAAAAACUUUUAAACAAUAGCUAGACACAAAAAAUGCACAAGAUCAAAUGCAAAUUGUCUGGACAGAACAGUUUAGAACAGGGUUCAUUCUAGAUUGGUUUGGAUCAAACUUUACUAGACUGGUGCCAAUUAGAAGCGCCAAAGAUUUUCUGGAUUUAACAUUUACACCUAAAGGUUUUCCGGAAAUAACCCUUACACCUAAAAUUGUUGACAGAUCAAAAGUAGUACUCUGUCGGUUAAGACAAUGAGGGUUCCUGUUGAUCUGAUCGAGAGGAACAGCCUGCUUGUGAAAUUAACAUGCAAGUGGCUGAGUACUCCACAGACACAACUCUCUUUAAUGUAGUUCUCAGGGAGAUUCAGUGUCACAAACAUAAUGUGACAAGGCUGGCCCCUUUGAAAUACAGGUAUUACUCAUUUUGCCAGCAUGAAAUAAAGGGUUUUUACUCAAGGAUAUGGCACACCACCAGGAAUUGAACUCACACCCUCAAGAUCUUGAGCUGAAUACCCUAACCAUUAAUCCAUGCUUCAUGACAUCAUUGUUAUGUGUGUCUUAUCUGUCUUUAUAGAAGAAUAUCAGGAAAUUCAGAUUUCCUGUGAUAUUAUUUCAUGGUCAGAAUCACCCAAAUGCACUCAAAAGGGGCAGCAUUGGAGGAUGACCCUAAUUAGCUAAAAACUGAAGCAGCAGUUUUUUUUUAUGUAUUAGGCUUGCAAUAUUCUUGAUAUGAAAUCAUGUCUCAAAACAAAUUUUUUAUUUUUGGAGGGUCGUUGUGUAAAUAAUAAACACACACGUGGGUCCAAUUUCACUUCCUUAUUAUUAGUUAGUUGGUUAAACAACUAACUAGUUUUCUAAUAAUAAAGAAGUGAAAUUGAACCAGUGUAUGUGUGUUAUUGGCAUAAUGGCCCUCCCAAGAUAUAAACAAAACAUUCAGACUUAGGAGUUAAACAAUGGGACUCUCUCUCUCUCUCUCUCAGCAAAGCAAAUUUUAAGACCACUCUGAUUCAAUUAGUUAUUGCUGUUUUAUCAAAGCAUCCUCUUAAGAUUACACUGCUGUUUCUCUCUUUGUAGGAUAGAGUUCUAAAAAAAAUGCUACAUGUGUGUUGUGAACUGACAAUUGGCAAACAGCAGCAGUUCUUUGUAAUCUUUGCUUUACAUUGACCUAAUGAGUAUGUGUGUGUGUAUAUAUAAAGGAUAAAUGACCAAAAAACACAAGAGACAAGAUUUAGCAAAGGUGUUAUUAGUCUAACGCUUAAAAGAAAAGGGAAAGGAUCCUUAAUGUUUUGGACACUAGCACUUCAUCAGGAAAAGGAGUGGCAAAAGAAAGAAAAGUGGUGAGGAGAUAACAAACAAACACACACUCACAAUUAAGUAAAUGCAUUUGUCUACAAACUAAAGGCAAAAGAACUCAAUACAAAGAGUUUGAAAUUUAUAUUUUGAAACUGACAUAUCACAUCUCCAAUCACCUGUCAUUUUCUUCUGAUGAGGGCGACCUGGCUUCCCCUAACAGACCCAUUGAAACUUGUUAUUACAUACAUCAACAUGGGUCUUUAUUAUAUAUGAACGUGCAUAAGCCAUAGUGCUCCUAUCAUUGUCUCUCUCUAAGUUAUAGUCCACUCAGUAGAGGUAUAUAGAAACACAUGCAUAUGUAUGUGAUGUAUGUGUGUGUGUAUAUAUAUAUAUAUAUAUAUAUAAUCUCCAUGAUAAGACAUAUGACCUACACACACACACAUAUAUAUAUAUAUAUAGACAUAUAUACACAUAUUGUGUCCAAGGAAAAUUUUGUUUUUUACUUUAUCACUCUUCUUCUCCUUUGCUACCUGUGCAUAUACUUGGGGUAAAGGAGAUUACUUGUAGCUGCUCUACCCUAUCAUAGUGGUCCCUUGUUUUUUUUAGGUUUUUUUUUGGGGGGGGGUAGCCUUAACCUCUCACAUUACUUCAACCAUUCUUCAACUCACUCCAUCUUUCAUUCAAAUUCAACAUUUCUCUCAAUUCCACAACUCCUUCAUCCACUUUUGACCUGACCUGACCUGACCAGACCAGGCCCUGUUCACUCUUCCCCCAACUCACCCUAACAUCCAUACAUCCAAUUCCAAGUUACUCUUUCCAGUGGGACAGAUUUUUUUUUUUUUCAUGUUUGGGGUGGGGGGAAGGGUUAUGGCACAAAUGGGAGUGAAUAAGAACAACAAAGAGGAGUAAAA
Octopus sinensis (East Asian common octopus) is the source of this 6060-nucleotide messenger RNA. Its product is annotated as eyes absent homolog 1. Gene Ontology annotation, biological process: positive regulation of DNA repair; cell differentiation; negative regulation of extrinsic apoptotic signaling pathway in absence of ligand. Gene Ontology annotation, cellular component: nucleus. The coding region runs from base 176 to 2392 and encodes 738 amino acids. The transcript has 22 exons. Gene Ontology annotation, molecular function: protein tyrosine phosphatase activity. NCBI's taxonomy places the organism in Eukaryota, Metazoa, Mollusca, Cephalopoda, Octopoda, Octopodidae. The record is from RefSeq and is a predicted model, not a curated record.